Messenger RNA from Phragmites australis (common reed), 2337 nucleotides. RefSeq lists its product as uncharacterized. The transcript is spliced from 9 exons. The record is from RefSeq and is a predicted model, not a curated record. The coding region runs from base 300 to 1886 and encodes 528 amino acids. NCBI's taxonomy places the organism in Eukaryota, Viridiplantae, Streptophyta, Magnoliopsida, Poales, Poaceae.
AGGUGCGUCGCCUCCUCUCCCAACCCCACCACCCCCCGCUCGUGUGGGAAGGGAAGAGAGAAGGUGAGAGCCAAACGAAACGGAGGCGCCGCACCGCAGCCUCCUCCACCUCAUUGUCCCACCACCACCACCACCACAAAGUUUGCGUUGCGCCGAGCCGCGCCGCGCCGCGCCGUGCCGUGAGGCCCCUUCGAAAUCCUCCCACGCAACCGCCGCCCGCGUCCCUGCGCGCCGCGCGACAUCGCCCGCUGCCGGCCCCGGGCCGCCGAUCUCGCCUCGCCUCGCCCGGACGAGGAGGGAUGGGCGCGUGCGUGUCGCGGCCCAGCGCGUGCGUGGGGAAGCCCCACACGCCGCGGUCCGGGGAUGCCAGCGGCCGGGCGGGCGGCGGGGCGCGGCGCAGGCGCAGCCGCCGCGGGGGGAAGGCCCGGCGGAAGGCGCCCUCGCGCGCCGCGUCGAUGGAGACCAUCCAGGAGGCCGAGGUGUCCGGUUCGCCUCCCGGGGCCGCUGCCGCAGAUCACCGGACCUACAGCAACCCCGCGUUCCAAGUGUCCGGGAGCAUUGAGGAGGCAUGGUACGACUCCUUCGCGAUUAGCGAGUCGGAUGGCGAGGACGAUUUCCACAGCGUGCAAGAUGAUGCCUUUUCAUUGAAUGGCUUCGAGAAUGAAGCGGCAUUGAGCAUGAAAGAUGGCAACGGUGGGAGCUUCAAUGCAACUGCGCAAUCAGGUGAGCACCACCACCAUAGAAAACCAAAGUCCAGUGAGCUGUCAAAGGGGAGCUCGGAGAAUGGUGUGAGGUCCUCCGUGAGCCAUGAGGAUGUGGCGAGUGUUUCAGGUGAGGAUAGCGCGCAUGGCGGAGGCUGGAUUUUGGACGAUUGCGGGCUUCUCCCAAAUAAUUGUCUGCCUUGUAUUGCCUCUGCUGUUGGGGUAAACGAAAAGAAGAGAGCGCUCUCCUCGAGCCCGACUCAUUCAAUGAAGAUGCCUUCUUUGAAGCUCUCAUUCAAGAAGAAGUCUGGUGAAGCCCAUCCAUCUUCCACACUAUUAUCUACAAAAGAUUUCCUUGAAAGGCCUCUAGCAGGUUCGCAAGUACAGUUAUGUUCGCUGGAAACGAAAAUGCUCAACAGCUGGUCUCAUGUUGAUCCUGAAACAUUCCGAGUCCGUGGAGCAAACUAUUUUAGGGAUAAGAAAAAAGAGUUUGCUCCGAAUUAUGCUGCAUAUUAUCCAUUUGGAGUUGAUGUGUACCUAUCACCACAAAAAGUCAAUCAUAUAUCUCGAUUUGUUCAACUUCCUGACAUUCAACUCUCCAGCAAACUCCCACCUCUUUUGGUGGUCAAUGUACAGGUCCCAUUAUAUCCGGCUUCAUUAUUUCAGAAUGAAACCGAUGGGGAAGGGAUGAGCUUUGUUUUGUAUUUUAGGCUUUCUGAAGGUUACUCAAAAGAGCUUCCACCUUCAUUCAUAGAAAGUAUCAGAAGGUUGGUUGAUGAUCAUGUAGAGAAGAUAAAAGCAUUUCCAAUGGAAACAACUAUACCAUUUCGAGAACGGCUAAAGAUACUUGGCCGGGUGGCUAAUCUGGAGGAUCUUCCUUUGAGUGCAGCGGAGAGGAAGCUAAUGCACGCAUACAACGAGAAGCCUGUGCUUUCUAGACCACAGCAUGAAUUUUACUUGGGUGAUAACUACUUUGAGAUUGAUAUUGACAUGCACAGAUUUAGCUACAUCUCAAGGAAAGGUUUUCAAACAUUUUUGGACAGGCUGAAAGUAUGCAUUCUAGAUGUUGGGCUGACCAUUCAGGGAAAUAAAGCUGAAGAACUGCCUGAGCAGAUCUUAUGCUGUGUUAGGUUGAACGGGAUAGAUUACACAAAAUAUCAGCCGCUUAUGACGCAUGGCGCCUGAAAUCGAAGCUUACAAGAAAAAUAUCGGCCGCUUAUGACGCAUGGCGCCUGAAAUCGAAGCUUACAAGAACCAGCUAACCGUUAUUUGGAUACUGAGAGGUAACCAAAUCAGGCCAAGGUUUCUGGAGGUUUCAGACCAGGAGCCGCUGGCGACUCUCGCCACUGCUGUUCAAUCGCCAUCAAGCAUGUGACGUUGCGUACAAGUAACAUGAACAGGGGCAGGGGAGUUACCUGUACUCUGUUGGCUGGCCCCUUGGCUGCUAAUAUAGUCCCUUUUCACUGAGAAAUGAAAAGGAAAAAACAGAUUGCAGUACGUGUAAAUCUGUAUAUCGUUGCUGGAGAGCUCAGCUGUUGCUACUCAACAUUCUAGAUUUAGUAAAUAUCACUAAUUUUCCUAUGACUGAGUAGGUUUAGGACAAUGAAAAUUUAGUAAAUACCAGCUGUUUCAUUUA